Solea solea (common sole) is the source of this 2541-nucleotide messenger RNA. RefSeq names its product coronin-1C-like. Gene Ontology annotation, biological process: actin filament organization; cell migration. NCBI's taxonomy places the organism in Eukaryota, Metazoa, Chordata, Actinopteri, Pleuronectiformes, Soleidae. The record is from RefSeq and is a predicted model, not a curated record. Gene Ontology annotation, molecular function: actin filament binding. Bases 21 to 1991 code for a protein of 656 amino acids. The transcript has 11 exons.
AUCUGUCUCCGGAUGAAGACAUGCAAGACCUUGAUAUGUUGCAGAGAAGGAUAUUCUUCGAGAGACGAUCCAGAAAUAAACAUUCACCUCCACCUGUCGCAAAAAAGGCCCAAAAUCCGUCUGCAUCCACAGAGGCUCUGCACAUAACAGAGGUUGCCCCGGACCUAGAAAUCCAAAGACUAAAAUCUGCUUGUUUAAGGACAAGAGAAAUCUGCCCUGAGCCCCCAUCUGAGAUAAUCAGCAGCAACAGCCAUACUAACUAUGGUAAAUGUAGAGAUGUAACUGACCACAGAACUGACAGGGAUUCAGGCAGUGAGGUGGAUUCUUAUAAGCCCGUGUCAAAACUUAUCAAGGAAAAAAAUCAAAUGCAGAGACUGCAGGGUCGGGUCACAUCUGAGGCGGUUAAACCUGAGGUUCGAGUGGCAGAGCAGGGUCCAAGUGUGAAAGUAUCCCAGAUGAAGACCGCCUUUGAUGUCCCAAAGAGGUCCAAAGAGAGACAGGCAGAGGUCCAACCAUCUCCAAAGAAAGAUAUGUUGCGGCGAGUUGUGCGACAGAGCAAGUUCCGUCACGUCUUUGGUCAGGCGGUGAGGAACGACCAGUGCUACGAUGACAUCCGUGUCUCCAGGGUCACAUGGGACAGCUCCUUCUGUGCCGUCAACCCCAAGUUUGUUGCCAUCAUCAUAGAGGCGAGCGGGGGAGGAGCCUUUUUCGUCCUCCCGCUACAAAAGACUGGACGCAUAGACAAGGUCUACCCGACAGUGUGUGGUCACACUGGCCCCGUGUUGGACAUCGAGUGGUGUCCCCACAACGACCUUGUCAUCGCGAGCGGCUCCGAGGACUGUGCGGUCAUGGUGUGGCAGAUCCCUGAGGACGGGCUAGAGACUCCCCUUUCAGAGCCGGUGGUCGUGUUAGAGGGCCACUCCAAGAGGGUUGGCAUCGUGUCUUGGCAUCCCACCGCUCGCAACGUCCUCCUCAGCGCAGGGUGCGACAACCAGAUCAUCAUCUGGAAUGUGGGCACGGGAGAGGCCAUGAUCAACCUGGAGGACAUGCACCCUGAUGUUAUCUUUAGCGUCAGCUGGAGCCGCAACGGCAGCCUGCUCUGCACCGCCUGCAAGGACAAGAAGGUCCGCGUCAUCGACCCGCGUAAGAAAAAGAUUGUGACGGAGAAGGACAAAGCCCACGAGGGAGCUCGCCCCAUGAGAGCGAUCUUUUUAGCAGACGAGAACAUUUUCACCACUGGAUUCAGCCGCAUGAGCGAGCGCCAGCUGGCCCUGUGGAAAAGUGACAACAUGGAUGAGCCCAUAUGUGUCCAGGAGAUGGACAGCAGUAACGGAGUUCUGCUGCCCUUUUAUGACCCUGACACCAGCAUAGUGUACCUGUGUGGAAAGGGCGACAGCAGCAUCCGGUACUUUGAGAUCACAGACGAGGCUCCGUACGUGCACUACCUCAACACCUUCUCCACCAAGGAGCCGCAGAGGGGCAUGGGAUACAUGCCCAAACGAGGCCUGGAUGUCAACAAAUGUGAGAUAGCAAGGUUUUACAAAUUACACGAGAGAAAAUGUGAACCAAUCAUCAUGACAGUCCCACGUAAGUCGGACCUGUUCCAGGACGACCUGUACCCGGACACGGCCGGACCCGACCCCUCCCUGGAGGCGGAGGAGUGGUUCGCGGGCAAGAACGGCCGCCCCAUCCUCAUCUCGCUCAAAGACGGCUACGUCUCCACAAAGAACCGUGACCUGAAAGUGGUCAAGUCGAACGCCCUGGAGACCAAGCCGGCCACCAAGCCGGCCACCAAGCCGGCCACCAAGCCUGCCACCAAGGCCGAGCACAUCUCGCCGGUGCUGAAGCGCAUCACUCCACAGCCCUCAGUGAAAAUUGAAGAUAAACUGGAAGAGGUACUCCGAGAGUUCAAGUCACUCAGGGAUCGCGUCAUCCUCCAAGACCGUCGGAUCGCCAGACUGGAAGAGCAGGUCGCCAAGGUCGCCAUGUAAGAACCCACAACCACUCGUUGUUUUCGGAGAGAGAGAGAGAGAGAGAGAGAGAAUCGACUUGACAGUGUCUGCCACGGCCAAAUUCUCAACAUUGGGCUCCAUUUUGGCUCGGCGUCGUCUCCCGCGUGACGAGUUCAGGCCUACAUUCCAAGACGACCUUUUUAAUUUUCCUCAUCAAGCCUCCUCCAGGUUCCACACUCUUGCUCAGACACACACACACACAGAGAAAAAGGAAAAAAGAAACUCUAGCACCUCAUGUACGAAGAAAAGACAUUUUUUUGUUGUUGAAGGAAACGUCUUAAAUUCUUUUUUUCCUUUGUUUUUAAGUCGUGGUCAAACAUCAUCUCCCGUGAAGUUUGUACUUAACUGCUCAGACAACAACGUUAUGUAGCAUCAGUAUUUUUCAUCGCUCUCUUUUGUGUUGCCAAAUAUGAGUCACGUGCGUGUGUUCCACGCACUGCUUUUUACAUUAAUCUUCUCUCCUGUUGUACAUUCCAGUCACAACCAGGUAGAAUGAGUUAGUCGAGCUGGAUUUGUUUUUUUUGUUUUU